Esox lucius (northern pike) is the source of this 1812-nucleotide messenger RNA. RefSeq names its product ring finger protein 121 (gene rnf121). Lineage: Eukaryota; Metazoa; Chordata; Actinopteri; Esociformes; Esocidae. Gene Ontology annotation, molecular function: ubiquitin protein ligase activity; metal ion binding. The transcript has 9 exons. The coding region runs from base 79 to 1074 and encodes 331 amino acids. Gene Ontology annotation, cellular component: Golgi membrane; endoplasmic reticulum membrane. The record is from RefSeq and is a predicted model, not a curated record.
GACAUCGCGUUUUCCAACCCGGAAAUGGCAUGCACCAGGAAUUGACCAUUGGAAUUGGAAUUGACAGCACUCCCGAAGAUGGCGGGGGUGUUUGAGGUGGAGGUUGAUGGUGUGGAACACGACCAUGGACUCGGACAUCACGAUGAAACGAAUCAGGACUUGUCCCAUCUGUCACCAGAGGAGAAGUGGAGACUGGAGCACGCCAGGAUGCAUGCCAAACACAAGGGCCAUGAGGCCAUGCACGCUGAGAUGGUGCUGAUACUCAUUGUCACCCUGGUCAUCGCCCAGCUGGUCCUUGUGCAAUGGAAACAGAGGCACCCCAAGUCCUACAACCUGGUGACUUUGUUCCAAAUGUGGGUGGUUCCUCUGUACUUCACCACCAAGCUUCACUGGUGGCGGUUCCUUGUUACAUGGUUCAUCUUCUCUGUGGUCACAGCAUACGUGACAUACCGUGCCACACGCAAGCCCCUAGAGUGCACCACGCCCAGGCUGGUCUACAAAUGGUUCCUUCUCCUCUACAAAAUCAGCUAUGCCACAGGGAUAGUCGGCUAUACUGUUGUCAUGUUUACAUUGUUUGGCAUCAAUUUGAUAUUUAGAAUAAAGCCAGAGGAUGCGAUGGAUUUUGGUGUGUCCUUGCUGUUCUAUGGUCUGUACUAUGGAGUCCUGGGUAGGGACUUUGCCGAAAUGUGUGCAGACUUCAUGGCAUCAACAGUGGGGUACUACAGUGCGUCUGGAAUGCCUACCAAGCACCUCUCAGACAGCAUCUGCGCUGUUUGUGGCCAGCCAAUUCUGGUCGACGUCAGCGAAGAGGGAAUCAUCGAGAACACUUACAGACUAUCUUGCAACCAUGUAUUCCAUGAGUUCUGUAUACGAGGAUGGUGCAUCGUGGGAAAGAAGCAGACAUGCCCAUACUGCAAAGAGAAGGUGGACUUGAAGAGGAUGUUCAGUAACCCCUGGGAGAGGCCACAUGUCAUGUAUGGACAACUCCUGGACUGGCUCCGCUACCUUGUCGCUUGGCAACCAGUAAUCAUUGGACUUGUGCAAGGCAUCAACUACAUUCUGGGGCUGGAGUAACUUGGAAGUUGGAGGAGAGGGAUCAAAGCUGUAUGGAGAUGGAAGAUACUGUACUGGCCAGGCUAAAGGACACUUGGAUGCCUGACCAUGGACUAUAAGAACGUCUUAUAAACUGUCUAUACAUGUACUAUUUGUAUAUUUAUAGGCACUUAUCUGUAUUUAAAAUUCAAUUAAUUUUACUAGUAACCUGGGUUUGGAUGUCUGUUUUUAUUUAGAUUUUUCUUUUGUCAAUCAAAAUGCAUUGUACACUGCAGUGCUCAGUAAAACACUUCUGUUUUUUAAAUGGACAUACUGUACUUUUUCAAAAAUCAUGUCUAAACUUUUGUUGAUUUGGUUGGUUUCUGAAGCAAUGAGAGGUUGACCCAGCCCAGAUAAGUGGGAGGAGCGUUGUAUUGCCAGUCUUUUUGUGUGUUAAAUCUGCACCUUUUGUAAUGUCCUAGUUGGAAGUGCUGCUGGGGUGGGGUGAAGGUUUCAGGAGUACUGUUCUUAAGACAUCCUAUUCUAUGCUACUACAGACUGCCAUCUCUUUAGGAGGGGCUCUGCCCUUUCCAAUAUGCCCCCCCUCACACCUCCAUAAGACAGCCUCUCUUGUCUGUGUUAAGCCCGUCGGCUUCCCAGGAUCAGGUACUGCAAAUAGGUGAAUAACAUAAUUAUGAUUGUCUAUUUGUCAUGUUUUUGCUUUCUUGGUUGUCUGUUAAUAAAUGUGACAGUCAAUAUUAGGUGUAGUUAAUUAAACCA